AACUCUUGUUAUUGUAAAGCAAUAAAUGUUGUUUCACAGAUGGAAGCCGGGUGGCUGGGGUUCUACAUGUUAGUGACAGGUUGCUUUGCCAGCCUUUUCUUUUCCUGGUUGUGUGACCGUUGUUCCGGCCAUAUGAAGACAAUAUUAGUGAUGAUGUACAUGGGUGCCACCCUGUCUACAGCCUGGAUAACAUUAAUGUUGUGGCACGGUGUUAUUCCCUUCAGCACAGUGUCUCUGUAUGUGUCCAUCAUCCUGAGUGGGUUAUUUGUGAAUGGCGCUGUCCCGUUGUUCUAUGAGAUGGCAGCAGAGAUCACCUUCCCCAUCCCAGAAGCCAUCUCCUCCACUGUCCUGGUCUGGUCCAAUUGUUUCUUCGCAGGGAUCUUCCUCCUCAUCCCCAUGAUUCAUGGUGUAGGGACACUGUGGAUGACAUGGUCCAUUCUGGGAGCUUUCCUGUUGUCUCUGCCACUGCUGCUGUUCCUGCGAGGAAACUACCGGCGACUGAGACUGGACCAGGGGCAGCCAGAUCCUGCUUAACAAAACUCUCUAUAUAUGCCGUCACCGUAACACACCAGCCACUCAGAGAUAUCCCACAUGUCAUGAAAAUAUCGAAGAUGAAUUCCACUUUGCCAUGACCUGUCCUACUUACAAUAAAGAGAGGGAUCCGCUGUUCCAGAAUAUUAGAACUAAA
This is a messenger RNA of Branchiostoma floridae (Florida lancelet), 688 nucleotides long. RefSeq names its product solute carrier family 49 member 4-like. Gene Ontology annotation, cellular component: membrane; intracellular membrane-bounded organelle. Bases 40 to 534 code for a protein of 164 amino acids. Lineage: Eukaryota; Metazoa; Chordata; Leptocardii; Amphioxiformes; Branchiostomatidae. The record is from RefSeq and is a predicted model, not a curated record. The transcript has 4 exons.